Molecule: messenger RNA, 762 nt
Organism: Protobothrops mucrosquamatus (brown spotted pit viper)
Lineage: Eukaryota; Metazoa; Chordata; Lepidosauria; Squamata; Viperidae
Product: leucine-rich repeat-containing protein 3-like
Exons: 1
Coding region: 1-762 (253 amino acids)
Cellular component (GO): plasma membrane
Molecular function (GO): protein binding
Source: RefSeq, a predicted model, not a curated record
AUGUCGGUGUUGUCUAUCUUCUUGUUCCUGAUCCAUGGCUUGCAUGGGCAUCAGUCAUGUCCUCGAAGGUGUGACUGCCCACCAGGAAAUGGUGUGGUAUGGUGCAGCUGGAGAAAUCUGAGGGUUAUCCCUUUUGACAUUCCUCAUGACACCCGAGUAUUGUACCUAGACUCUAACUGGAUUGUCCACAUAUCCACUGGGGCCUUCCGUGGCCUAAAACUCCUCCAUGAACUUCACCUUGCGGACAAUCUAAUCGAGAGCAUUUCUCCAGGAGCCUUCCAUGGCUUAGGGAACGCGCUGAGGCUUCUGGACCUUUCAGGAAACAAGCUACGGAAAAUAGACGCUACUCCCUUCAUCAUGCUGACCUGGGUAAAGCUGGAACUCUACAACAAUCCCUGGCAUUGUGAUUGCUCCCUGCAGGAGCUGAUGAAGGCUCUUUCCUUAGGACCAGGGAGGGCGGAGGACAUUGUGUGCACCACCGCAACCUGGAAGGAGUAUGUUGGGAAGACUCUGGCCCAUCUGGUCAGUACUGGCGUCAAUUUCUGUGUCACUCAGCAGAGGAACACUGAUUUUGCAAUGCUGCUCACGAUGUUUGUCUGGUUUGCUGUUGUUAUCGCUUACGUCAUCUAUUAUAUCCGGCGCAACCAAGCCGAAUCCCGGCGUCACUUGGAAUACCUCAAAUCCCUGCCGGUUCCCAGCAGCUCAUUCCAACAAGAGGAGAAGGAGGUGGAUGAAGGCAAUACACUCAGCACGAUCCUCUGA